This is a messenger RNA of Suillus subalutaceus, 1668 nucleotides long. RefSeq lists its product as uncharacterized. Lineage: Eukaryota; Fungi; Basidiomycota; Agaricomycetes; Boletales; Suillaceae. The coding region runs from base 1 to 1668 and encodes 555 amino acids. The record is from RefSeq and is a predicted model, not a curated record. The transcript is spliced from 9 exons.
AUGAUCGCGGUGCGUCAACAUGGCAUAGAUGUGACAGCACCCAUAAUCGCCAUCUCGUACAGCAAGGAUAAGACAAACAUCAUACAUGGCAGAGCUUUAGAAGUGAUGUGUAUACCGCUCAGCUUUGCCUGCAAACACCGUCACCCCAUCACCACCACAGACCAUCUAGCGUUUGCCGUCGCGAACGACCUUUUACCGCAAGAUCCACAGACUUGCAAGGAUUAUGGGUUUGAACGUGCAUUCACGGCGGAGAACUGGUCCAAGCUUCUUGGCUUGUAUAUUGGACUAGUGCGACACUUAGGAAUCCCCCCAAAGACCAUCAAUGAUUGGCGGGUCAGCGGCGUACUUGUAGAAGAGAUCAAAGCAGCGUACUACAAGAUCCCCGCCGAAUCCAGAGGCAGUUACUUCCCUUGGUUCUUGCAGAACCAGCACAUUCUUGAUCCGUUUGCCGUUAUCGUUAGCCAGUCGAAUGACGAAGGGGAUGCCAUGGCCAUAGUUCUGCGCGCAUGGCGCUUUACCGGAGGCGCAGAAACAGACUCGCCUGCGGACAUACGAGCCCGCAUAGCUAGCAUGCCUCAGGACAGGCAAUCAUGUCAUUUGUUCUAUACGAUGCUCUUGAGCAAAGUGCAUCCUGUACCGUUCGAUGACUUCUGGAUUCCCUUCGGUCUCUGCUCAUGCGCUUGCAAAGAGGAGGAGAUGUAUUUGGGCGAACAUUAUCAGGCCCUCAUUACCAGAUGCACAUUCGACGAAUUCUGUAAUGCCUUCCGCUCUGCACGUAUUCCUGAUCUCUUCCGCAAGAAUGGAAUUAACGUGGAUCUUCGCUACCUUGCGGACGUCUUGCAAAACUACCGUAUGCGCAAGUCUGUCUGGGACCUCAAGCAGUCUGUCAUCCAGACUGAUGGACAAAAUUCGGAGAAUAGAAUCGCGAUUUCUGUUGUGGUUGAUUAUGGGUUCAUGAAUUGCAAGAAAGAUGCUGAGAUACGGGCGCUAAAGAAAAUUUAUAGGACGUUUUUUGAGCGCCGUGAUGCGAAUCCGCUAGCGCUGCACGAUGCUGCGAUACGCGGAAACAUCUUUGGGUAUCUGGGGAGUUUAAUGAAGCUGGACAAGAAAAAGAAGCGCCUUAUGAAGAAUCCGUAUCCGCUCUAUGCACUGCAGUUCGUAUUUACCUCGCUUUUCACGUUCAUAGCAUCCAUACUACCACUGUCCGGUGUCUCUUGGUCGGUCAAGUUGCACAAUAUCACUUUGGCCACUUCGUUUUGGCAAUCUCGGAGAUCUAAAGGAAGUCUUGGAUUAGUGUACAAGAUAAUGAUUGCGGACUUCAGUGACAGAUCAAUAUUGAAACCUGCAUUCUGCCUCUACGAUACUUACCAGCUUUUUCCGGGUGCUGUCGAGUACAACUGCACUCGGGAAGGAACGUUUAUAAACACAGGCAAAACCAGAAAUGGACUCUACCCGUCGCAGAUAAUAUUCAAGGCACUGCUCCCCACGAAUGAGGUUUUUGACGCUGCAGAGCACAGGGUCGUGUCUCAGUGGACUACAUAUCAACUUGGGGGCAAGACAUCUAAUUUGUUGAAAGGAAACGUGUAUGUCGCUCCCUGUUGGUUGAUACAACUCAAGGUCUUACAACUGAUUAUCCAAACAUUCCAGACGAUCAAAAGCCUCGAGUAA